AUGGACCCUCGGCGAGCGCGCGACCCUCGUCUUGCCCGUGCAGACCCGCGCCUGCAGCGGUCACACUCUGGUACGCCGACACACCCAUCAGCGCCGCCAGCACAAGUCCAGUCCUCCGCAUCCUACCCGACCCAAGCUCCCCAAAGCUCCUUUUCCUUAUAUCCAACCGCAACACCCCCACAAUACCCCGGAGCCACAACUUCGAACCAGCAGCUUGCCGAAGAGGCCCAAGGUGCCGCCGCAAUCCCCCAAGCGCCAACGCCGCCUCAGUCCACUAUCUACAGGCCCCGCCCGCUUUUCUGUGUCGUAUGUGCGAGCAACCAGAAUCGAUCUAUGGAGGGCCACUACGUGUUGUCGAAGGCCGGAUACAGGGUGGUCUCGUACGGCACGGGAUCCGCAGUGCGUCUGCCCGGCCCCGCCAUUGACAAGCCGAAUAUUUACCCGUUCGGGACACCGUACAACGACAUGUACGAGGAGUUGCAGGGGCAGGACCCCCGUCUGUAUACCGCCAAUGGCCUCUUGCAGAUGCUCGACCGCAAUCGCCGGCUAAAGCUGGCCCCCGAACGGUGGCAGGACAGCAGGACGGUUGCAGACGUCGUCAUAACCUGUGAAGAGCGGUGUUUCGACGCUGUGGCUAAACGGCGUUUCGCAGAUUUGCUGGCAAGGGGAGGGGAUUUCAACAAGCCGGUGCAUGUCAUCAAUAUUGAGAUCAAGGAUAAUCAUGAAGAGGCCCACAUCGCUGGCAAAGCGAUCGUGGACUUGGCGGCCGCGAUCGAGGCAUCCGGCGACGUGGACGAGGAUAUGGAUAAAAUUCUCCAGACUCACCAGGAGAAGCAUCCGCACAGCCUACUGCACGCUGUGGCUUACUACUAA
Messenger RNA from Fibroporia radiculosa, 873 nucleotides. RefSeq lists its product as uncharacterized. The transcript has 6 exons. Gene Ontology annotation, cellular component: mRNA cleavage and polyadenylation specificity factor complex; nucleus. Gene Ontology annotation, molecular function: RNA polymerase II CTD heptapeptide repeat phosphatase activity. Lineage: Eukaryota; Fungi; Basidiomycota; Agaricomycetes; Polyporales; Fibroporiaceae. The record is from RefSeq and is a predicted model, not a curated record. Gene Ontology annotation, biological process: termination of RNA polymerase II transcription. The coding region runs from base 1 to 873 and encodes 290 amino acids.